Panicum virgatum (switchgrass) is the source of this 2125-nucleotide messenger RNA. Its product is annotated as calcium/calmodulin-regulated receptor-like kinase 2. The coding region runs from base 539 to 1852 and encodes 437 amino acids. The record is from RefSeq and is a predicted model, not a curated record. Gene Ontology annotation, biological process: protein phosphorylation. Gene Ontology annotation, molecular function: protein kinase activity; ATP binding. The transcript is spliced from 8 exons. Lineage: Eukaryota; Viridiplantae; Streptophyta; Magnoliopsida; Poales; Poaceae.
UGCGUGGGGAGGGGUUGGACCCCGUCUACUCCGGAACAGGGGACGCUGCCCUUUUCCACGCGCCACUCUGCUCCGAACCCAUCCUGCUCCGACUAGCCCUCUCCCUGCUCCGACUAGCCGAGGAGAAAGCAACAGAGGAAAGAGAGAGGAUUUCCACCCGGUCGUCCCCUCGAUCCGUUCUCCGCUGCAGUUCCUUGAAGCAAGGUGCUGGAGAUCGACUCCGUCUCCGUCGACCGGAAUUCCACGGCGUCGAGUGUUUAGCUGCUCUGCGAAAUUCCGGCUUGCUCCCAUGGCGGCGCGAAGUUGAGGUUGCGUCUUACCGCGUGCCGCCGCCGCGCAGGGCCGCUUCAACCGUUUUGGCGCGUCGUGCCAGCGAGAUGCUUCGGUGAAAGACCGCUUCUUGACGCGUUCUGCUGGUGCCGCUGCUCCCCAUGGCAGGAGCAGGAGGAGGCUAGGACAGCCCGGCACCGAGAGGCGCGCGGUCCGUGCUCCCCAGCGUGGCCUCGCGCGGCAUGCUCGUUGCCUCGCCGGGGGAGGGAUGGUCGAUCGAACGAGGGCCGCGCUCAUCGGGGUCACCGCCGGCGUCGCGGCUGCGGUGCUUGCGGCGGCGUGCGUGCUCCUCGCCAUCUGGCUGCACCGCCGGCGGGCCAGCGUCGCCGCCCGGACGCGGUCCGUGGAGUCGCCCUCAGCGACGCUGCGGGCCGACGGCGACCGCUGCGCCAGCCUCGACUCCAGCGUCUCCGUCUCGGUGGUCUCCGAGAGCGUCGCCGACUGGGGCCACCCGCCGCCGGCAAAGCGCGCCGCGUUCUGGGCCUGGAGAGGCGGCGCCGGCCAUAAUGGCAGGGAGCCGCCGCCGCUGACCGUUUCCGGGAUCCCAAAAUACCACUACAAGGAUCUGCAGAAGGCUACCAGCAACUUUACCACAAUUCUGGGGCAAGGAUCGUUCGGUCCUGUGUACAAGGCUGUAAUGGCCACUGGUGAAGUGGUAGCUGUAAAAGUGCUCGCGAGUGAUUCAAGGCAAGGGGAAAGAGAGUUCCAGACUGAGGUAGCUUUGCUUAGCAGGCUGCAUCAUAGAAACCUUGUUAAUUUGGUUGGGUAUUGCGUGGAAAAAGGUCAGCGCAUUCUGAUUUACGAGUACAUGAGCAAUGGGAGUUUGGCAAGACUUUUGUACGGCGACAAUAAACGGAGUUUGAGCUGGCAAGAAAGGCUGCAAAUUGCCCAUGAUAUCUCUCAUGGGAUCGAGUAUCUGCAUGAAGGGGCUGUUCCACCUGUUAUUCACAGAGAUCUAAAGUCUGAUAAUAUACUUUUGGACCAUUCAAUGAGGGCCAAGGUUGCAGACUUUGGUUUAUCAAAGGAGGAAGUAUAUGAUGGAAGAAAGUCGGGCCUCAAGGGCACCUAUGGAUAUAUGGAUCCUGACUACAUGUCCACAAAUAAGUUAACAAAGAAGAGCGACGUGUAUAGUUUUGGUAUUAUACUUUUUGAACUGAUAACAGCCAUAAAUCCACAGCAAGGUCUAAUGGACUACAUUAAUCUGGCAGCAAUUGGAGGGGAGGGAAGGGUUGAUUGGGAUGAGAUACUUGACAAGGACCUCCUAGUAGGGAGCAUCCCUGAAGAGGUCAGGAUGCUUGCUGAUGUUGCCUACCGAUGCGUUAACAAGAGUCCGAGGAAGCGCCCCUGGAUAUCAGAUGUCACGCAGGCCAUCUCAAGGCUCAGGCAGCGCCAGCUGACAAAGCAUGAUGCUCUGACUUUGCCUAGGAGCGAGACUAGAACCAUCCUGAGGAGGAUAGAGUACCAGCAUGUCGAGCUGAGUGACCUUACCAGCAUGAAAGAACUGACGCCCAUAAGGGCAUGAGCUUGUUCUCGUAAUGUAGGUUCCUUGUAGAGUUAGCUUUUAACUUGAUCAAAAAGUAAGUCAAAAUGCAAAGAGGGUUGAAGGAAGCUGUAGCUGUUUGAUGAAAGCAUCAAGGAGUUGAGAUCCUUGAAGAUGUCUUGGCUGCCAUGAGAGUUAUCGACGUCUCAUUAAUUGGAGUUCUGACUGACCUGAGGUUUGAAAUCGUUGUAUAUAGUCAACAGUAGUUGUAGCAUUUGGUAAGAUAAUGACAUCCAUAUUGCAUAUUCACGUAAA